AUGGAAUACAUGGGGAAUAGGAACAAUGUGACAGAAUUUAUUCUACUGGGGCUUACAGAGAAUCCAAACAUGCAGAAAAUAAUAUUUUUCGUGUUUUUGUUUAUCUAUAUCAUCUCUAUGGUAGGAAAUGUUCUCAUUGUGGUCACCAUCACUGCCAGUCCAUUGUUAAGGUCCCCUAUGUACUUUUUCCUGGCCUGUCUUUCCUUUAUUGAUGCCUGCUAUUCCUCUGUCAAUGCCCCUAAACUGAUCACAGAUUCUCUCCAUGAAAACAAGACCAUCAUGUUCAAUGGAUGUAUGACCCAAGUCUUUGGGGAACAUUUCUUUGGAGGUGCUGAAGUCAUCCUGCUAACUGUGAUGGCUUAUGACCGCUAUGUGGCCAUUUGCAAGCCCUUGCACUAUACAACCAUCAUGAACCGAUGGGUAUGUGGACUCCUAGUAGGGGUGUCAUGGAUAGGUGGCUUUCUUCAUGCAACCAUACAGAUACUGUUCAUCUUCAAAUUACCAUUCUGUGGCCCUAACAUCAUAGAUCACUUUAUGUGUGAUCUGAACCCUUUGCUCAACCUUGCCUGUACUGACACCCAUACUCUUGGACUCUUUGUUGCUGCUAACAGUGGGUUCAUCUGUUUAUUGAACUUCCUUCUCUUGCUGGUCUCCUAUGUGGUCAUACUGCACUCUCUAAGGUCUCACAGCUUGGAGGGAAGGCGGAAAGCCCUCUCCACCUGUGUCUCCCACAUUACAGUAGUUGUCUUAUUCUUUGUGCCCUGCAUAAUUGUAUACAUGAGACCCGCGGCUGUUUUUUCCUUUGACAAAGUAGUUGCUAUAUUCUACACUAUGAUAACUCCCAUGCUAAAUCCCUUAAUAUAUACCUUGAGAAAUACCCAGAUGAAAAAUGCUAUUAGAAAAUUGCUUACCAGCAAAGCCAUUUCCAGUGACAAAUAA
Molecule: messenger RNA, 939 nt
Organism: Lepus europaeus (European hare)
Lineage: Eukaryota; Metazoa; Chordata; Mammalia; Lagomorpha; Leporidae
Product: olfactory receptor 4C13-like
Exons: 1
Coding region: 1-939 (312 amino acids)
Biological process (GO): G protein-coupled receptor signaling pathway
Cellular component (GO): membrane
Molecular function (GO): olfactory receptor activity; G protein-coupled receptor activity
Source: RefSeq, a predicted model, not a curated record